GUACUUUUAAUUGAUUAUUAUUACUGGCAUAAUGUACCGUUUGAAAAAAAAAUUUAGCUACAGUCUCGCGCUAGCGUCCUUUUUCGCAAAUAAACUUAUCCGCAAAAUUGCAUCAUAGUGUCUUUAGUACCGGUUAAUUAUGCGACGCUAUUACGUAGCAGACCGCACAGGUGUCCAUCGUCUUCCUACGUAGCUGCCAAUUCCACGAUGUAACGGGUGUCGUAGAGCGAUCAGUCGCGUUGGAAUAGAUCAGAAUUUUAAAUUAGCCCGCGCAGAUUUUGGCAGUUUUUGAAGAAAAAAUUCUGCAAUGAUUCAUCUCGUGCGAAAACAAUGUAAGCUUGUAGACGACAUAGAGGGUCAAAAGGAAUUCUUCCCGGGAAAGGAUGACGUAGAUUUGUCUAAUUAAUCUUGAGAAACGAUUGAAAAAUGAACAAUGAAUUAGCCAGUCAAGUUAUAAAUAUACAAUAAAACGUGGCAUGUGGAAGAAAGGAACUUUUCAAGACUAUGACCCGUCGAAUCUUCUCCCGAGGAAGGAAGACAGACAGAAAGGGAAAUAAACCUGCAGUUUCGCCGCGUUUUCCGAUUGCCAGGUAGAGGCCCUGCCAGGAGGAUGGGGGCCCACGAUGGGGGAGUGCCACUGCUCUAACAUCACUAUCAUGCAGCUGUUCCACGAGCUGAAGCAGCAGUUCCCCGCGCUCCCUGAUCACGUCGUCUCCCAGUGCAUCGCCCAGAACAGUCACGAUCGGGAGAUAUGCGCGAGGAGCCUGCGGGCCACCCAGGAGUCCCGUCCGUCUCCGGGCGCGUUUCCACCGCCGGCGCCUUGCAUCGGGGUGCAGCAACAGCAGCAGCAGCCGUCAUCUCCGCCGCAACAACGAGACCAGCAACGUUGCUGCGCGAUGAACCAGGUGCAACAUCAGGAACAACCGCGCGGCAUCGCCGUCGGCGUCAGACGUCCCCAUCGACCGGCUUCCUUGGACAUCGGUAUGACACGCCGUUGCAUCCCUUCUGUAGGUUGCAUCCGCGCCGUCGCGACCUCGACGAGCCCUCUCGUCGUUACUCCCUCGUCCGCUCCAGCCGUCUGCACGUCGCGGGGCUUCUUCGACGAGGGUUGCACCGUCAAUAGCAACGGCAGCAACGCGCCCUCCGGCUUCGAGCUCAACGUCAACGUCGCCUGCAGCCCCGCGGGCAAUCGCGAUUUUCGAACGGUGCCGACAAUCGGUGCUUGUAAACGAAGCGACCUCGUCGUCGUGCCACGGCCUCAUUACGCCGAACCUCUGUUAGCCGCUGGGACGUCCGGAACGCAGAUCGAUCAUACUCGAAGCUACACCUCGGUCAGCUUGACCCUCAGGCCGCCUUCCUCCGAGCCGCAACCCCCGAUCGAUAUCAGGUCGGAGGGAUCCAGCCUCACUUACUCGACCUCGUCCCUGGAUCCGCGUGGCUUUCAGAGUCGCCUGCAGAUCAGCAUCGGUCCCGGAAACGUCGGUAGCGUGGCGGCAGCGAGGAUAAGACCACCGAUGGCCAACAGCCUGUUGUCAUCGACUCAGACGAGUCCUCAGCGGCCGCCUGGACUUCCGCCAGGACCGCCGAGUCAGCUGCCAAGACCGACGACAACGACGAUGAGCGCGCCGACUACACCCUCCGUACCACCAACAACGAAUAUCGUCCCAAUUUGCAGUCUCCCGACUACGCCUUCCGUACCCGCGACGAUUGGCAUCACGUCUCCCUCCGGCGCCAGCGUCGGGGAACACACGCAGUCCGCUCCCGAUCAGAACCGAUCGCCAUUGAGUCAAAUGACGGAACACCAAAAGAAAUUGAUCGCGGAACAACUGGCUAGGAAGGAAAGACUCGCUAGGGAAUUGAGAGCUGAGAAAGGACGACUCGAAGCGAUGAAGAAAGAAGUGCAGGCUCUCACCAAACCAGUGGAUCCUUUGGUGCCCCCUCAAGAGUUGAAGAGACGACUGAGGAGCGAAAUAUAUAUGCUGCAGGUCGAGUGUGACAGGUUGGCCGAUCAAGUGGACCAAUGGUCAGACAGACUAGUACCACUGGGCGAAACCAACGAGGAGUUUUAUCAGGGCAUUUAUACCGGCCAACCGUUGCCGACGAGACCGCUGAAUCCACAACCGCCACCCUUGCCGAGUCAACCCCCGGUAUGGCGAUCGGAACAGCCGACGACAAUCGCAAGCGAUGAACGGGACGGGCCGUCGUGGGUCUGCACUAUGUGUACUUUCGACAAUCAUCCGCUAAUGAAUAAGUGCGAGGAGUGCGACAUGCCGAGACUGUUGAACCCCAGCGGCAGUGCAGGGGAAACGCAAGAUAUUCAUAUACGAGUAACACAUCAUCAUAAUUUUUCGCCAAGACGUAAGUAUAACUCUGCUUUCGUUGAAAUAAAAUUAAUACUUUUUGCAGACACAACAUUUACACUACAUGUAAAAAUAAUUAUUUCUACAUAUUACUUCUCCAGGUACAGUGCACAGUUGGGUGGUAUGACAUGAACUGAAUUAGAAAUUUUUAAAGAACUGUAUAUAUAUAAUUAUAUUUAAAUUAAAUAAA
This is a messenger RNA of Nylanderia fulva, 2550 nucleotides long. It is a transcript of the gene Tab2, whose product is annotated as TAK1-associated binding protein 2. NCBI's taxonomy places the organism in Eukaryota, Metazoa, Arthropoda, Insecta, Hymenoptera, Formicidae. The record is from RefSeq and is a predicted model, not a curated record. Gene Ontology annotation, molecular function: ubiquitin binding.